GGCUCGCUGAGCGCCCCCCGACCCCCGCGACCCCUCGCCCCCAGACCGAGCCUGCCUGGACGCGCGACCGACGGCCGCCGCCGCUCCCAGGCCCCCUCGGACCGCGCCAUGGGUGACAGCGACGACGAGUACGAUCGAAGGCGCAGGGACAAGUUUCGAAGGGAGCGCAGCGACUAUGACCGUUCCCGCGAAAGGGACGAGAGGCGUCGAGGGGACGAUUGGAAUGAUCGGGAGUGGGACCGCAGCCGGGAGCGCCGCAGUCGGGGCGAGUACCGGGACUACGACCGGAAUCGGCGCGAGCGCUUCUCUCCCCCGCGCCAUGAGCUCAGCCCCCCGCAGAAGCGCAUGCGACGCGACUGGGAUGAGCACAGCUCUGACCCAUACCACAGUGGCUAUGAGAUGCCCUAUGCUGGGGGGGGUGGGGGCCCAACUUAUGGCCCCCCUCAGCCCUGGGGCCACCCAGACGUCCACAUCAUGCAGCACCAUGUCCUGCCUAUCCAGGCCAGGCUGGGCAGCAUCGCGGAGAUCGACCUGGGCGUGCCGCCGCCCGUGAUGAAGACCUUCAAGGAGUUCCUCCUGUCGCUGGACGACUCUGUGGACGAGACGGAGGCCGUCAAGCGCUACAACGACUACAAGCUGGAUUUCCGACGGCAGCAGAUGCAGGACUUCUUCCUGGCCCACAAAGACGAGGAGUGGUUUCGCUCUAAGUACCACCCAGACGAGGUGGGGAAGCGGCGGCAGGAGGCCCGGGGGGCCCUGCAGAACAGGCUGAGGGUGUUCCUGUCCCUCAUGGAGAGUGGCUGGUUCGAUCACCUCCUCCUGGACAUCGACAAGGCGGACGCCAUCGUCAAGAUGCUAGACGCAGCUGUGAUAAAAAUGGAAGGCGGCACAGAGAACGACCUGCGCAUCCUGGAGCAGGAGGAGGAGGAGGAGCAGGCGGGGAAGGCCGGGGAGGCCGGCAAGAAGGAAGAGGGCCGGGCCGGGCCGGGGCCCGGGGACGGAGAGCGCAAGGCCGGGGACAAGGACGACAAGAAGGAGGACGGCAAGCAGGCGGAGAAUGACAGCUCCAAUGAUGACAAAGCGAAGAAACCCGAGGGUGACGGAGACAAGGACGAGAAGAAGGAAGACUUGGAGAAGGACACCAAGAAGAGCAGCAAGAAGCGGAGCCGCAAGCACAGCGGGGACGACAGCCUGGACGAAGGCAGCGCGUCCGAGUCGGAGUCGGAGUCCGAGAGCGGCCAGGCCGACGAGGAGAAGGAGGAGGCGGAAGAAGCUCUUAAGGACAAGGAGAAGCCGAAGGAGGAGGAGCGGGAGAAGCCGAAGGAGGCCGCGGGGCUGGAGUGCAAGCCCCGGCCCCUGCACAAGACCUGCUCCCUCUUCAUGCGCAACAUCGCCCCCAACAUCUCCCGGGCGGAGAUCAUCUCUCUUUGUAAAAGAUACCCCGGCUUCAUGCGUGUGGCCCUGUCGGAGCCCCAGCCUGAGCGGAGGUUUUUCCGCCGUGGCUGGGUGACAUUUGACCGCAGCGUUAACAUCAAGGAGAUCUGUUGGAACCUGCAGAAUAUCCGACUCCGGGAGUGUGAGCUGAGCCCUGGCGUGAACAGAGACCUGACCCGGCGUGUCCGCAACAUCAACGGCAUCACCCAGCACAAGCAGAUAGUGCGCAACGACAUCAAGCUGGCCGCCAAGCUGAUCCACACGCUGGACGACAGGACCCAGCUCUGGGCCGCGGAGCCUGGGACGGCCCCUGUGCCCGCAAGCCUGCCCUCACAAAACCCCAUCUUGAAGAAUAUCACCGACUACCUAAUUGAGGAAGUGAGCGCAGAGGAAGAGGAGCUGCUGGGGAGCAGUGGGGGGCCCCCUCCGGAGGAGCCCCCUAAGGAAGGGAACCCGGCGGAGAUCAGCGUGGAACGAGAUGAGAAGCUGAUCAAGGUUUUGGACAAGCUGCUCCUCUACUUGCGCAUCGUGCACUCCAUGGACUACUACAACACUUGCGAGUACCCCAAUGAGGACGAGAUGCCCAACCGCUGUGGCAUCAUCCACGUGCGGGGGCCCAUGCCACCGAACCGGAUCAGUCAUGGGGAAGUGCUGGAGUGGCAGAAGACCUUUGAGGAGAAGCUGACCCCGCUGCUGAGCGUGCGCGAGUCGCUGUCUGAGGAAGAGGCCCAGAAGAUGGGCCGCAAGGACCCCGAGCAAGAAGUGGAGAAGUUUGUCACGUCCAACACCCAGGAGCUGGGCAAGGAUAAGUGGCUGUGUCCUCUGAGCGGCAAGAAGUUCAAGGGCCCCGAGUUUGUGCGCAAACACAUCUUCAACAAGCACGCCGAGAAGAUCGAGGAGGUCAAGAAGGAGGUGGCGUUCUUCAACAAUUUCCUCACCGACGCCAAGCGCCCCGCUCUGCCCGAGAUCAAGCCCGCUCAGCCGCCCGGUCCCGCCCAGAUACUCCCCCCAGGCCUGACGCCGGGACUGCCCUACCCGCACCAGACCCCCCAGGGCCUGCUGCCCUACGGUCAGCCCCGGCCCCCCAUCCUGGGCUACGGCGCUGGUGCUGUCCGCCCUGCAGUCCCCACCGGGGGCCCUCCGUACCCCCACGCCCCAUACGGUGCUGGCCGAGGGAACUAUGACGCCUUCCGCGGCCAGGGAGGCUACCCCGGGAAACCCCGAAACAGGAUGGUGCGGGGAGACCCAAGGGCCAUCGUCGAGUACCGUGACCUGGACGCCCCCGAUGACGUGGAUUUCUUCUGAGCUGCCCGCCCCGUCCUGACUGUCCGCCCCUGCAGCUCUGAGGUUUUUUUUUUUACAUUCAGUCCGACUGCCAGUAAAAGCACUUCCU
This is a messenger RNA of Lepus europaeus (European hare), 2827 nucleotides long. It is a transcript of the gene SRRT, whose product is annotated as serrate, RNA effector molecule. The transcript is spliced from 20 exons. The record is from RefSeq and is a predicted model, not a curated record. Gene Ontology annotation, biological process: mRNA processing; primary miRNA processing. Gene Ontology annotation, molecular function: nucleic acid binding. The coding region runs from base 109 to 2739 and encodes 876 amino acids. Gene Ontology annotation, cellular component: nuclear body. NCBI's taxonomy places the organism in Eukaryota, Metazoa, Chordata, Mammalia, Lagomorpha, Leporidae.